UUGAGUUAAUUUUAGACGAAACAUUUAGAUAUAUUUUAUGUAUAUAUAAUAUCAAAAGUAUCGUGCACGUGUGUUAAAGGAAUAAAAACAAAGAAAAACAAUGCGCUACGGCUUUCAUUUAAUAUUCUUGUUGGCCUAAUAAUAUAUACAUUGCACGAUAAAAGAGAUAAUAUAUAUACAUAUAUAAUUGCUGAGACUCGUGCCCUAUUCUAUUCUAUCGAUUCGGUCAUGUGUGAAAAACAAGCAAAAAGACUUGUCGUGUCUUUCCCUUGUUUUUAAUGAGCACUCUUAUAUACGAGCAGAAACACUGAUCUACUUGAGAUUGAGCUCCUCAGAGCCUAUUUUUUUAUAGACUCCGAUGUGUACCUUUACACGUGCAAAAUCUCGUCGCGUGUUUGAGUACGCACGUAGGAGGUACAUAAGUGUAUGUUUUUCAAAGGAUAAGUAUCUCUCGCGAUCGUCUACAAUAAUUAUCCGACAAUCUGACGAGUACGAAUGGGAGGAGCGGGUGCAUAAAGUGCAUAGGGUUGCCAAUGCAGCUGAUAGAACUGUGCCGUAUUUCGCUCCGUAUGUAAUUCACGCCUCGACAUGAAUUCUCAAUAUAUCUCGGAACACUAGAUCUUUAUUUUAGCAAUCGACGAUGCCAUUGACGGUGAUUCUCGUCAAGUCUGUCCCGAAGAAACGACAUUUGUGCAAAAGAUCUCGUGAUUUUCUUUCUGCAUUCCGCCAAAUAUAAAAAGGAGUCCGUUUAAUGGAAGUCGCGAAUUAUUUUACGAGUGCGCCUUCGAACGUCAUUGACGAAACUGCCCUUAUGUCCAGAAAAAUGCAUGCGCGAUGGAACGAUUUCGAUAAACAACAAAUGGCGAAUAAGAUGACAAACAGUAAGAUAGACAAACCCUCAAACUUGGACGAAUACGACGUGGCAAAUCCCGACGUGCCGAAUAAUAACAAGUCGAUAAACAGCGAUUUAUAUCAAGCGGUGUUCCCGAUCUAUCACAUCAGCAAAUUGACCGGUGUAUUUCCAACGAGAUUUGUCCGACAGGUGUCUGGCAGGUAUCAAGGGCGAUUGAGCAUCGUUGAUAGCAUUUACAGUCUGCUCCUAUUGGGGAUCCUGAUAGGCACCGAGAUCUGGGGUUUCUGGCGCGAUCUCAGAUAUGGAUGGGAAAACAGUACCCGACUUAAAUCGAAGAAUGCGGUGAUUGUCACCUCGGUCGACGUGUUGGGUGUGAUGAGCCUUACAGCCGCCUCCAUCAUCGGUUCAAUUCUGUGCUGGAAGCACGUGCAAACUGUCAUCGAUAAACUGGUUGAGUGCGACGAGAAGAUGGGAAUCCUCUCGCCGAAGAAGCUGCAGAGGGUCACCAUCAUACUGACGUUUGUCAGCCUCUCCUAUACCAUCAUUCUUUCCUCUCUCGAUGUCUACGUAUGGAGGCACGAAGUGAAGCAGAAUAAGAAGCUGGACGACACGGGUCCAUUCAAUUAUCUCCCCCUAUACUUUAUGUACAUCGUCAGCGUUAUGAUGGAGCUCCAAUUCGCCAUCAUCGUGUACAACGUGGGUCAGCGGUUCUUCAGGAUCAACAAGAGCCUCGAAAACAUCCUAAAAAAUAGCAAGAUUGCGAAUCAAUUCAGGAAGGAUCUUGGAUUAGCCGGUGAGCUGCGAGAUCAAGGACAACUCAUUACGUAUAUCCAACAAGAAAUGAUGGGAAAUACUGGUCUGUUUCGUAAAUCAAAGAUCAUGGAUUCCACCGACGCAGAUGAUAAUAGAAGUUUCACGGACAGAAUAUCCCGAAUGUUGGCAAUACACUCAUCUCUAUGUGACUCGAUCUCGCUUAUAAAUAGCGCUUAUGGCGUCGUUAUACUUGUAAUUACGAUUACUUGCUUAAUACAUCUAAUCCUUACGCCGUACUUUCUGAUAAUGGAAGCUGACAGAACGCGUGAACCUUUAUUCGUCGCGGUGGAAGGACUCUGGUGCGUCUUUCACACUUUUAAGCUGGUCGUGGUCGUGCAGCCCACAUAUGCCACUACAAUGCAGGGAAAGAAAACAGCAGUAUUGGUAAGCCAAUUACUGUCCGCGAGUCCUGACAAGGAACGCACGAAACAACUAGAAAUCUUUUCACUUCAGCUUCUGCAUCGCCCAUUAGAAUUCACAGCGUGCGGACUCUUUACCUUGGAUCGUACUCUCGUGACUUCGAUUGCUGGCGCAGUCACAACGUAUCUCGUAAUACUGAUCCAGUUCCAAAAAGAUGAUGAUACAAAGGGAAGUUUCGACAACAUAUUGAAGAAUGCUACGCAAAUGCUGAAGAACGCGACGACGCUUCACAAUAUUACAGCGGGAAGGUUAGGCCUAUAAAUUAGGAAACUGUGCUUUUCUUCCACUGAUCUUUAUUUUUUUUAUGUCUUCGAAUUUAUAAUAAAUCUUUUUAAAAUUUAGUACACGUCUCGCCCACACAUUUAUUCGUAUGUAAAAUAUCCAUGAUCGAAGGAAUCAAGUGGAGACGAAUGCAAUGUACAAAGAUGCAAUUUUCAAAUGUGGUAUCACAGUUUAAAAAAAUGAUUCAUCAUUAAUUUCAAUUAACAGAGCACACGAAAUACACAACCCACAUUUGGUGCGAACCAGUUUCUUAAUUAAGGCAUAACAUAUUUACUAAUACAAUGGCGAACAUUUUUUUUCGUCACUGAUAAGGAUCUAAUAAGAGAGGGAUCGAUGUAGGGUGAAAUAUGGAUCUUGGAUGUGAAUCGAUCAAUAUCAGACGCGUGCGAUGAUGACAUUUAAAACUUCAAUUCUCGUACAUACAGCGGUGAUAUAAAAAAUAAAAUCUCGAUUGUUUCGCUCGAUCGCUUAUUAACAAACAAUCCCUCUUAUCGUGAUCGUGGACUAGAGUUUUAUAAGUUUGUUUUUUACGUAUCCACUUGUCCUAUACGUAUCAUAGAUGUUUUCAAAAAGAGAUGGGUGAAUAGCUCCUAAUAUAAUACUAGAAAAGAAAGUCCAGAUAUG
This is a messenger RNA of Nylanderia fulva, 2992 nucleotides long. NCBI's taxonomy places the organism in Eukaryota, Metazoa, Arthropoda, Insecta, Hymenoptera, Formicidae. The record is from RefSeq and is a predicted model, not a curated record.